Echinostoma caproni is the source of this 537-nucleotide messenger RNA. The record is from the annotation of a GenBank genome assembly. NCBI's taxonomy places the organism in Eukaryota, Metazoa, Platyhelminthes, Trematoda, Plagiorchiida, Echinostomatidae.
UACUAUUUAGACCAAAAAUCCGGUGAAUGUCGUCAAGAUCAGUGUGUGAGUAGACCCAACUACUGCUUUAACGGGGGCACCUGUGUGAACAGUCCGGAAUCGGAUACCAAACCCCGUUGCUUGUGUCCGGCCAAUUACGGUGGAGCUCAGUGUGAAAUUGAACAUUUGAGUACCGCUCGUUCCACUCCGGCCACGCCCAUCCCGACCACAAAAUCGACCGAAAGGUACCGAGUUGGGGACGAGCAAACACAACCGACACACGCGGUUGUUGCUCGAGUCCCAUCAGCCACAGAGAAAACAGUGCUCGAUGAUGCCAGUUCUCGUCACGUGAAAGCGACCGUCAGUCCCCCGGGUGGGCCGAUGACCAAGGUGAUUGUUGAACGGAAUUCCAAGGUAAAUGUUCCACGACCGGGAGUAGUGGGAAAAACCGGAUCGGACGUCUAUUAUAAAGCAAGUACUGGAGAGGACAAUCCGGUUGGCAACGAAACGGGAAUUCGGGAUUAUGCGACACCAUUCAAAUCAGUUGAAAUAACCUGA